Saprolegnia parasitica CBS 223.65 is the source of this 932-nucleotide messenger RNA. RefSeq lists its product as hypothetical. Gene Ontology annotation, molecular function: protein binding. The record is from RefSeq and is a predicted model, not a curated record. The transcript has 7 exons. Bases 1 to 894 code for a protein of 297 amino acids. Lineage: Eukaryota; Oomycota; Saprolegniomycetes; Saprolegniales; Saprolegniaceae.
AUGCGGCGCUUCGUGGUCCUUCUCUCCACCUUGGUAGCUGCGGCGCCGGGCACCCUCGUCCCGUGCGCGACCAACUGCCUUCUGCUUUCGAAUGGCUCGACCGUCGCGCUACUUCCGACCAACGACAGCACGAUCGACCUCGUGCAGCAAGGCCUGGAGCGCGUCGCCGGCCUCCCAAGCACCGUCCUCGCCCUAAACCUGUCUCGGAAUGCCAUCACUGCGAUCGAUGCCAGUGCCACCCAGCUGACGACCCUGGAUCUCAGCUACAACCGUAUUCAAGGCGCAAGCCCGAUCGCACUGCCAACCACCCUCACAACCUUGGACCUGAGCUACAACAACAUGACAAGCCUCGACAACACAACGUUCCAUUGGACGCAGCUACCGUUGCUUCAGAGCUUGAAUCUGCGCGGCAAUUUCCUCUCCCGACUUCACGGCGUGCAGUUCCCGCCAACGCUAACCCGCCUGGACCUCACCAACAACCCGCUGACCUACAUUGGCAUGGACCAAGCAACAUAUGCGGCGCUCUCGUCGCCGCGGGUCGUGAUCCUUCUGGACCGAAGGCUUGUCGGUCGGAGCCUUGAGUGCCCGACGGGCAUCGUGGCGCGACUGCAAAACUCGAUUUCAGUUUGCAUUGAAGAUGCCAGUGGCGUUGUGCAGGCAGCAGCGCAAGACUACAUGAUGCGGUACUUGGUCGUCAUUUCGACGGGCACGUUUCUUGUGGUCAUGCUCCUCCUCUACCGCAAGUACCGAACGGCCUACCUCGCGAGCGAAGACGCCGAGUAUCUGCGAGCAACGUGCACAAGCUCCAUCUUGCACGAAGACGACGGGCCCACGCAGUUUGUGGGGCUACCGACGCCAGACGAGAAACGGGACACGGUUCCUGGCGCGGUCUAAGAUCUAAUUUAUUACUGAACCUAUUAUUUUAUUCGACA